This is a messenger RNA of Pygocentrus nattereri (red-bellied piranha), 888 nucleotides long. RefSeq names its product potassium voltage-gated channel subfamily E member 1. NCBI's taxonomy places the organism in Eukaryota, Metazoa, Chordata, Actinopteri, Characiformes, Serrasalmidae. The transcript has a single exon. Gene Ontology annotation, biological process: potassium ion export across plasma membrane; regulation of ventricular cardiac muscle cell membrane repolarization; membrane repolarization during action potential. The record is from RefSeq and is a predicted model, not a curated record. Gene Ontology annotation, molecular function: potassium channel regulator activity; delayed rectifier potassium channel activity; transmembrane transporter binding. Gene Ontology annotation, cellular component: membrane. Bases 125 to 514 code for a protein of 129 amino acids.
AAAAAAAGUUACCCAUGUGCGUGUAUAGGUGAGGAUUAUACUAUAAUAAUACUCUAAACUGACUAAAUGUUCAUGUUUAACUUUCACACUAUCUUUGUAUGCAUUUAUUAAUUAACAGGCAAGUAUGCUGGUUCAAAACAGCACAGAUGUCCAAUCUUUCCUGCUCUCUUGGUUCCAGCACUACCUCAACCAAACCUGGAUCAUACCACCAGCUUCACCUACAGCUGACCUGCCGCCUGCACCUUUGAGUGCAGUGCAUAUCAAAGGCCAAAGCCAAGGGAUGAUCUACAUUCUACUCGUGGUGGGGUUCUUCAGUUUCUUCACCUUUGGCAUCAUGUUCAGCUACAUCCGCUCUAAAAAGAUGGAGAACUCACAGGAUCCUUACCACCAGUAUAUAGCCCGAGACUGGGCCAGUGUGCUGUCUCCUCCCUCUGUAGCCAUAACGCAGGCUCUCAGAACCAAGGAGCCUGUGGUUAUCGGAAACCCAGCUGCACUACAGCAUCUACCUGGGUGAGGAGUGCACCUGGAAAAGUAAUGGUGUUUACUACACAUUAACAUAAUGCUUUUAGAGUGAUGUCAAGGUCAGAUUAACUUAACAUUAAAUCGAAAUAUACUGUAUAGCCAAACGUUUGUGCUUCACGGCCCAGUGCUGAGGGGUCUUUUUGCAUUGGGCAUGAAAACCUUAGGCUCAUGCACAUCUGCUCCAGAGCAUCCCAUUCUGUUGGCAGUGCUUCUCUACAGAGAUUAUAGAAACUGCUAAAUGUGAAAGUAGCUGAAUCUACCUAUUAGGGGUAUCAGCAUACUUUUGGAUUUAUUGUGUAUCUGUAUUACUGCAGUAUCUGGUGUCACUAUAUCUGUCCCCUAACUUCAUCACAUUUGAUUGUUUAG